CGUGUUUAUGGUCCCAGAAAUAUAAGAACCCUCUUCUGCUACCUCGAGGUUUUAGCCUAGGAACGGUCUUCACCCACUUUCAGCCGCAUCACUUACUGGAAUCGCGCAUUCCUUGCGAUCAAGAUGGCCUUGGUGGCAAAUGAGGAUUUCCAGCACAUACUUCGUGUUUUGAACACGAACGUAGAUGGGAAGCAGAAGAUAAUGUUCGCCCUUACCUCAAUUAAAGGUAUAGGGAGACGAUUUGCUAACAUGGCGUGUAAGAAGGCCGAUGUUGACAUGAACAAAAGAGCUGGGGAGCUGAGUGCCGCUGAGUUGGAUAACCUCAUGACUGUGGUUGCCAAUCCCCGGCAAUUCAAGAUUCCAGACUGGUUUUUAAACAGGAAGAAGGACUACAAGGAUGGGAAGUAUUCUCAGGUAGUGUCCAAUGCAUUGGAUAUGAAGUUGAGGGAUGACUUGGAGAGACUCAAGAAGAUCAGAAACCAUCGGGGGUUGAGACACUACUGGGGUCUUCGUGUACGUGGCCAGCAUACCAAGACUACUGGUCGUAGGGGUAAAACUGUUGGUGUCUCUAAGAAGCGCUGAGCUUAAAGCUCUCCCUUAUUCUGUUUUUUGAACAAUGGGAUAUAUUAUUUGUUAAAGUCAACCAUUUUAUUUUGAGAAUGCAUUUGGAUUUUGUUGCAUUUGAAUUUUAACUGUGAUUGGGUUGGUUGUUCUUUUAUUUCCUUAUGAAUCUUGUUUAUUUUUGCCCCCGCUUUGUCCUAUUUGAAGGCGGACGCCAUGUGCAUUUCCCUUAAAAUAUGGCUUAAUAUUGAGCAAGAUUAA
This is a messenger RNA of Vigna radiata var. radiata (mung bean), 822 nucleotides long. Its product is annotated as 40S ribosomal protein S18. The transcript has 4 exons. The record is from RefSeq and is a predicted model, not a curated record. Bases 124 to 582 code for a protein of 152 amino acids. Gene Ontology annotation, cellular component: ribosome; cytosol; small ribosomal subunit. Gene Ontology annotation, biological process: translation. NCBI's taxonomy places the organism in Eukaryota, Viridiplantae, Streptophyta, Magnoliopsida, Fabales, Fabaceae. Gene Ontology annotation, molecular function: RNA binding; structural constituent of ribosome.